UUUUCCCCAGUUACUAAAGGCAUACUUUUCUUUUUUAGGCUUAAUUACAAAGUGAAUAAGAAUGUCAAUCAUUACAGUCCAGCUCGGUCAGUGCGGUAAUCAAAUUGGUCAGGAGGUGUUUAGUGCGAUCUGCAGCGAUGCCCAUGGCACACACGGGUUGUGUCCCAAGAAGGAGAAUGAAUCCUACUGUGACACUUGCAAAGAACGUUUUUUCUGCGAGGAGGAAUCUGAAGUACCUGUUGCCCGAGCUGUGCUUGUUGACAUGGAACCGAAAGUAAUCAGCCAAACCUUAUCAAGGGCUGCCAGGUCUGGCUACUGGAAAUACGAUGAUCGGUCGCACUUCUGUCAGAAGCAAGGGUCUGGGAACAACUGGGCAAACGGUUACUCUGUUCACGGGCCUAGACACAAAGAAGUAAUAAUGAAUCUGGUGCAAAAAGAAGCAGAGAAAUGCGAUCGACUCGGUGGAUUUUUCACAAUAAUGAGCAUGGCUGGUGGUACAGGAUCUGGCUUGGGAGCAUUUGUGACCCAGUGUUUAAGAGAAGCUUUUCCAACCUCAUUUAUACUAAACCAUGUUAUCUGGCCCUACGGCACUGGUGAGGUCAUUGUUCAAAACUACAACUCUGUUUUGACUCUGUCACAUCUGUACCAGUCAUCAGAUGCCCUUCUUGUUCAUGAAAAUGAUGUCAUCCACAAGAUCUGUGCUCAAUUGAUGAAUAUCAAACAGAUCUCCUUCAGGGAUGUAAAUCGAGUCAUUGCACAUCAGCUGGGGAGCGUUUUCCAGCCCACUUACACAGCAGAAAGUGGCUUGCACUAUAGCAGAAACCCAUUAGGAGACUUAAUGGAGGCGUUAGUUCCACAUCCCGAAUUCAAGAUGCUGGGUCUUUGUAACAUACCUCAGAUGCCUGAAAACUCCCUCGCUUACAGCACAUUCAGUUGGCCUGGACUCAUCAAACAUUUAAGGCAGAUGCUCAUUGCUAACGCUAAAAUGGAGGAAGGUAUUGAUUGGCAAGUACGACCACCAUGUCUAGGCUCCUCCAUCCCCUCCAGUCAUUCCACAAACAAGCCACAGCAUUUCAAUACUUCCAUUGCCAACCUGGUUAUCCUGCGAGGAAAAGAUGUGCACAGCGUAGACUUAGGAGGUUUUCGAGAUCCUUCAUUAUAUACAUCAUGGUUAAACCCUCAGGAUGCUUUCAAUGCGUGGAAAACACCAAGAGCCUUUAACAAGUACGAGAAGUCUGCUUCUUUGCUCAGCAAUAGCCAGUUCCUAAUUGACAAUGUCGUAGGAAAAGCUUGGAAUAUGUUUGCUUCCAGAGCCUAUAUUCACCAGUACACUAAAUUUGGAAUCGAAGAGGAAGAUUUCCUGGACAGCUUCACAGCUCUGGAACAAGUUAUCUCCAGUUACACCACCCUUUGA
This is a messenger RNA of Leptosomus discolor (cuckoo roller), 1414 nucleotides long. RefSeq names its product tubulin delta 1 (gene TUBD1). Gene Ontology annotation, biological process: microtubule-based process. Gene Ontology annotation, cellular component: microtubule. The record is from RefSeq and is a predicted model, not a curated record. Gene Ontology annotation, molecular function: structural constituent of cytoskeleton; GTP binding. NCBI's taxonomy places the organism in Eukaryota, Metazoa, Chordata, Aves, Leptosomiformes, Leptosomidae.